This is a messenger RNA of Anastrepha ludens (Mexican fruit fly), 1544 nucleotides long. Its product is annotated as probable basic-leucine zipper transcription factor P. Bases 315 to 1544 code for a protein of 409 amino acids. Gene Ontology annotation, cellular component: basement membrane. Lineage: Eukaryota; Metazoa; Arthropoda; Insecta; Diptera; Tephritidae. Gene Ontology annotation, biological process: axon guidance. The transcript has 3 exons. The record is from RefSeq and is a predicted model, not a curated record.
UUAAAUUUAACAAAAUGUGCAAAAGUGUUAAAAGCAUUUUUUCUCCAUUUCAUUUUAGUCUGUGGAUAACACAAAAUUUCAGCGAGAAAUAAACUACGAGGCAUAGAAUUGCCAAAUAAAAUAAUUAAGUUGUAAAAUGUGUGAAAAAUCUGAAGAAAAAUUAAAAAGAAAGGGCAUAGAAAUUGUGGAAAAAUCGUAAUUGAAAACGUGAAGUGUGAAAUAACAAAAGAAACCAAAAAUCGAAAUGCAUAAAAAUAAUUAAAUUUACUAAUACACUAAUUUCAAGCUCCGUAGGAAAAAAAAGAGUCUUCCAAAUGUCGCAUGCAAUGCCAACAAAGCCGAAAUUAUCAAAUAUGAGCUCCUUGCGCUGCCUGAGUAAACAAAACACCUCUGGCAGAACAAAAAAUAAAACACAACAUAGGCCGCUUUUACUUUCCUGUCUUAUGUUCUUCAGCACAUCCUUAAUAUUCCUCACCUUCACACCCGCCCAUGCAGCAACGACACACAAAACGCUCACACAGCAACAACUGCGUAGCCUUUCGCCCGCGCAGCUGCUGAGAGAAUAUGCCGAGACGCCGCUGCCGGCGAAUUCGAGUCACGCGGCAUUCGUUGAGUCCAGCAUCGAUUCGUGGACGGCGCGUACACGAGUUGCGUCGAAGCGGCUGCAGCGACUCGAGCAAGAGCAACAACGGCAACAACAGGCACAACAUCAUCGCCAGCAACAGCGCGCACAAAAACGCAAAAAGCAACAACAAGAAGUGUUGCAGCCACAGCCGCAGAAAUCACAAAAGCAUGAAAAAUCGCGUAAACAACGCGAACGCGAACGCCAACAACAAAAACAACAGCAUGUGCAUCAAACGCAAACACAUCAGGCAUCACGUCGUAAAACCAAAAGUGGUCUGAACAUCGAGAGCAACAUAAAUAGUAAUGCAUUUGUUGCGGACAAUAUUGCGCUGGAAGAUCCCACAAAUGCGGCAGCGGCAAAGGCAACUGCAACGGCAUCAGCAUCGGCAUUUGCUGUCAACACAAGCAAACGUGCCACGUCGACGCAGAGGAAGAAAAAUGGCCGUAACGGCAACAGCAACGGCAACGGUGUGAGUGGUGUUGGUGGCAACUACAAUGGCGGUAGUCAUAAUGGCCAUGGCAUCAGAGACGUUGGAGGCGGCGGCCAACGUCAGAAAUUGCACAGAAACGUUCUGCGCAUGCUCAACAGCCAAUCGGAGUCCAUGACCGGCGGCGGUCUCUUUCCGCCACUCUUCAACGUCGCACCACGCGCCCAUAUAACCGUCAAUGCCACCUGUGGUCAGAGUGGGCGUGAGGAAUAUUGCAAAUUAGUCGAUGCAUAUCCGCAUAAGAAAUGGGCCACACAGUGCGGCAUUUGCAAUGCACAAUCGUCCGAUGUGGCCAAACAGCGGCCCAUCGAAGCGGUCAUCUCCAAUUCGAAUUUCGAUGAGCGUUGGUGGCAAUCGCCGACAUUGCAAUAUGGCAGGCACUUUGAAUAUGUCACCAUAACAUUGGAUUUGCGGCAGCCAGGCAGCUCAUAA